Capsicum annuum is the source of this 3516-nucleotide messenger RNA. RefSeq names its product NEDD8-activating enzyme E1 regulatory subunit AXR1. Gene Ontology annotation, biological process: protein neddylation. The coding region runs from base 1567 to 2976 and encodes 469 amino acids. Gene Ontology annotation, cellular component: cytoplasm. Lineage: Eukaryota; Viridiplantae; Streptophyta; Magnoliopsida; Solanales; Solanaceae. The transcript is spliced from 16 exons. Gene Ontology annotation, molecular function: NEDD8 activating enzyme activity. The record is from RefSeq and is a predicted model, not a curated record.
UCUUUAACUUUGUACACUUUCUUUUUCAACAAUAUUGUUUAACCUUUUAAAUUCAUAGUAUAUUUAAAAACAAAAAUUUUUCCAUUAACGUAUGCUUUCAAAUUAAAUUAUAAUUGCUACAGCUGUGAUAUUAAACCUCUUUGAUCUAAACAGUUAUCUUCUUUUUUUGAUCGAGUAAUCUGGUUCAUAUGAGUCUUACUUCAAUGAUGAACAAAGCCAAGCAGCAAAACUAAGAAGAUGUCAAAAUUUUAGAACAACGAAAUAUUGAAUCAAUAUGCUGACGAAUUUGCUAAAUGCUGAUUAUUUAUCAGAUGUCAUAUGUUGCAUUGAAGCAACUUUUAUAAUGAAAAAUCUUAAUUUUUUGUUGGUUUGGUCCAGUUGUUUGGCUAUGAAUGCAGCAAGCUUCUAGCUCAAAGGAACAAAAAAAUGGGAAUUACUUGUUUAAUUGCUGUAGAACUAUGAAAAGAAACGGGAAAAAUAUAAUAUUGUAGGAAAAGAGAAUGGAAAAUGUUUUGAGAGGAAUUUGAGGGGUAAUAAUGUCAUUAACUAAGCUAAUGCAUGUAUUAAAAUCCUUUGCAUUAGCAAUACAUUGGAAAAGAGUGGUAUUAACAAUACACACCUCAAUACACAAUAGAGUAUAUAACUAAUGUAAGCAUUAGUUAUACAUAUGCUAAAAAUGAUACCAAACAAGGUGUUAGUAGUACACAAGAUUAAUGCAUGCAUUAUUUUUUUACUACACUCUACCAAAUGACCCCCAAGAUUGUCAACUGUGUUAAGUAGACACAUGUUUAGUGCUGUUAUUUGGAUUGUCAAUUGGAUUAUGUAAAACAUGUUUUUCUGUAGAUGCUGAAGUUGUAUUUGUUGUUAUAUUAUUUAUGGUUCAUUUUGUGGAUAAUAAUAACUUGUUUCGCUCAUAUUUGCGUGUUAUAAAGAUUGAUCAUGUUUGUAACUGUCUUCUUAUUCCAAAUGGAAAUUUCAGUUGAACCGUUUCUCAUACUUACUUACAUGGACAAUGCAACGACUUAUUGAACCUGCUUGGCUUGAUUUUCUUUUUUCACUACUUUUCCUGUUUUGUUUUCCCUAUGUGUUGCUUAAGGUUUGGCAAGGUGUCAUAUCUUGCAUAUUCACGUGGAUUUGAACUAAAUAACUCUUUGCUGGUCUUAUGGAGGGCACUUAGGACUGAGGUACUUAGAGUCUUUGAUACGCAUAGAGAUGGUAUAUAGUGAACAGUCAGUUUAUUUGAGAAUGAUAAAACACCAUAGAUGAUGAUAAGAAUACGAAGACUACAAAUUGUAAGGCGUAUAAGGCAGAUACGAUUUACACAUCACACAAGUUACAUACUUCAUCCGUCCCAAUUAUGUGGCACCGUUUGACCGGAAAUGAGUUUAAGAAAUAAGGAUAUGGGGUGAGCAAGGACAAGCUGCAUUGGAGAAAGCCAGUAUCUGCUUACUUAACUGUGGUCCAACCGGUUCUGAAACUUUGAAAAAUCUUGUUCUUGGAGGGGUUGGAAGCAUCACUGUUGUUGAUGGUUCCAAGGUUGAAGUUGGUGAUCUUGGAAAUAAUUUCAUGGUUGAUGAAUCAAGUGUUGGAGAAUCGAAGGCAAAGUGUGUAUGUGCAUUUCUUCAAGAGUUAAAUGAUGUUGUUAAAGCUAAGUUUAUAGAAGAUUUCCCGGAGGAACUAAUUGAGACAAAUCCAUCAUUCUUUUCUCAGUUUACCUUGGUCAUAGCUACACAGCUGGUUUCAGAUUCUAUGGUGAAAUUGGAUAGAAUCUGUCGGGAGGCAAAUAUUAUUUUGAUAUUUGCACGUUCCUAUGGCCUCAUGGGUUUUGUUAGAAUCGGUGUGAAGGAACAUACAGUAAUUGAAUCGAAACCUGAUCAUUUUCUAGAUGAUCUUCGGCUUAAUAACCCAUGGCCAGAACUUACCAGGUUCACAGAAACGAUUGAUCUGAACACAACUGAUGCUGUUGUACAUAAACACACGCCAUAUAUUAUUAUCCUUGUUAAGAUAGCGGAGGAAUGGGCAAAUACUCAUGGUGGAAAUCUUCCGUCGACCAGGGAAGAGAAAAGGCAAUUCAAGGAUUUAAUUAAGUCCAAGAUGAUCACAAUUGAUGAAGAAAACUAUAAAGAAGCCAUGGAAGCUUCAUUCAAGGUCUUUUCUCCACGAGGGAUUGCAGGUGCAAACUUACAGAAGAUUAUUGAUGACGGCGGUACAGAAAUUGAUUCUAAUUCAUCUGAUUUUUGGGUGAUGGUAGCAGCACUGAAGGAGUUCAUAGCUAAUGAAGGUGGUGGGGAGACACCUCUUGAGGGGUCGAUACCAGAUAUGACAUCAUCAACUGAAUUGUAUGUAAACCUGCAAAAAAACUACCAAGCCAAGGCUGAGGCUGAUUUUCUUGUUAUGGAGCGAAGAAUCGGGAAUUUACUUAAGAAAAUCGGUAGGGAUCCAGCCAGCAUCUCCAAGACAAAUAUAAAGAGCUUCUCUAAAAAUGCAAGGAAGCUUGCUGUUUGCAGAUAUCGCCUCAUUGAGGAAGAGUUCAACUCUCCUGUACAACCAGAGUUGCAGAAGUAUCUGAUGGAUGAGGAUCAUGGGACUUUGCAAGAAGCCAACUCUCUUAAAGUACUUCCUGAAAAUACUGCUGCGGGUCUUUACAUUCUUCUUCGAGCAGCUGACCGGUUUGCUGUGAACUAUAAUAAAUUUCCUGGCCAAUUUGAUGGUGUGAUGGAUGAGGAUAUAUCCCGGUUGAAAACUACGGCUGUUGGCUUACUCAAUGACCUUGGUUGCAAUAGCUCUGCCUUAUCAGAGGACCUUAUUAAUGAGAUGUGCCGGUAUGGUGCUUCUGAGCUUCAUGCAGUGGCUGCCUUCGUUGGAGGAGUUGCGUCACAAGAAGUGAUCAAGCUCAUCACGAGACAGUUCAUUCCCAUGUCGGGGACUUUCAUCUUUAAUGGCAUUGAUAACAAGUCCCAGCUGUUGUUGCUAUAGUCCCCGAAUUUACAGAUUUCAUUUCGUAUAACGGAACUCAGUUUUGCUCACAAACCAUAUCGUUUCCAAUGGGAGGAAAAUGCUACUUUUAGUUGUGCAAGGAAAGAGUUUAACUUCUAUACACUAAUACGUAGUCGAUUGGGGGUUGCUUCAUUUCAACUCACCGAUGAAGGGAGUCUAAAGAGUUGUUUUUUCUUUGUUGAUUGUUCUCAAGGGAGGAGGAAAUUCAGUACCAAAUGCUUGGCAAUCUUUGGUAGAGGUUUUGUGAUUUCAUGCUGAACCUGAUAAAGAACAAAUAGGUGGUCUUUCUGGAAAUGUUAAGCGAAAGUUUUCCCCUUGCAUCUCGGUCACUUUUACUUUUUCGUUACUUUGUAAUUUAAAGAUAAAAAUCAUAGAAAACCUUGCCAGCUAAAUCACGUUACAGUUAUGUCAAUGUUGUGUUUAAAAAUAUACUGACAAUGGAGCCUUAUACUGAAAUUAUACUGGCAUGAAAAUGCAUAGAGUUGAUCUUAAUAGAAUAUGUUAAUUUUCUUGUAGUAA